Molecule: messenger RNA, 5164 nt
Organism: Hirundo rustica (Barn swallow)
Lineage: Eukaryota; Metazoa; Chordata; Aves; Passeriformes; Hirundinidae
Product: KIAA0586 ortholog
Exons: 37
Coding region: 181-4938 (1585 amino acids)
Biological process (GO): smoothened signaling pathway
Cellular component (GO): ciliary basal body; centriole
Source: RefSeq, a predicted model, not a curated record
CUCCGUGCCGGGGGCUCGCCCUGCCCGGGGGAUUCGGCCGCGGACGGAGCCGCCCGCGUUGUCCCGGCCGCGGUGCCGGCCUGGGCUCCGUGCGGGGCAGGGACACCCCGAGGAUCCCCCAGAGCCGCUCCAGGAGUCCUAAGCACCAAAUGUCUGGUUCCAGUUGAAAAUUCAGAGCCCAUGUUUAUAUCCCAAAUGCAUUAUCCUGGAGGAGCUGCAGCACAAGAUGAUCCUUCGCUGCUGCUGGAAUAUAACAGAGAACCUGAAGAUUAUGUUUUGAUUUCUCAGUUUGCUACUGGCCAGAAGGAGGCUCUGAGAGCAGUGUUAAUGCAAAAAAUUCAGAAUGUUCCUGUUCCUAAGGAGGUGAGGGUGCAGCUCUUGGGAAAUGCCUUCACAGACAAAAGGGAAAGCCUUGGGGGUACCACCAGGUCAGCACCCAGGGAAGUCGACUCUGCAACAACCAUUGCAGCAGCCACUGCUGCUGCCAUUGCCACGGCAGCUCCGCUUCUCAAGGCUCAAAAUGAUUUGGAAGCAAAAGUGAACUCAGUUUCAGAACUGCUUCAGAAACUGCAGGAGACAGACAGGCAGCUGCAGCGAGUGUCUGAACAACAGAGAAGUAUAAAGGCUCAACAUGAGGAGCCCCACUACCACCAGAGAGUCAGAGAGCUUGAAAAACAAAUGAAUGCUUUCAUGAUGCAACGGAUUCAGCACUUGGAAAAGCUACAGGAGCAACAAAUGAAUAUUCAGUCCCAUCUCAUCAGCUCUGCAGUGAACAGCCGUGGCCUGCAGCAGAGUCCUGCCUCUGGGGCCCUGACAGGAUGCUGGGACAAGCCAGAGCAGAGAUCACUCACUAUCGAAGCACCUUCCCCUCACAGGAGUUUAUUCCCUACCAGUGCUGCAGCUGCCCAAGGAUAUUCAAGCCAUUUGCCAAGUCUUGAGGUUCAUACACAAAAAUCUCCUCUAAACACACCAGUUCCUCGAAGAUAUGCUCCAGAACCUGUACCCAAAAAUGCACAAAUCUCAGAGAAGGAAAACUCUAUAGUGAAAAAAGAAAAUAUUCUCAAACCUACAAGAGAAGGUGAAAGGAAAUGUCUGGAACACGUUCGGAAUUCUCAAGACAUAUCGCGGAAGCAAGCGGAAUCUUCCAAGAAGCCAGCAGUGAGCAGCAAUGAAAGGAGCUGGCAUUCUGGGAGAGACAGACACAAAGCUUUGCGUGCAAACUCAAAUCCUUUUGAAAGCUACAACUCAAUUGAGAAAACAGUGCAAAAAGCAGAUGAUUUACUCCAAGAUCUUGGCAAGUUGAGAAGAGAAAUGCACAACAUUCUGCAGGGAGCAAGUCCAUGGAAAUCUGACACGAAUGAUCUUACUAAGGGACCAAAUCCAUGGAAAUCUGAUGUGAAUGAUGUUAUUAAGGGAUCAAGUCCAUGGAAAUCUGACACAAAUGACGUUACUAAGGGAGCAAAUCCAUGGAAAUCUGAUGUGAAUGAUGUAAUUAAGGGAUCAAGUCCAUGGAAAUCUGACACAAAUGAUGUUACUAAGGGAGCAAGUCCAUGGAAAUCUGAUAUGAAUGAUGUAAUUAAGGGAUCAAGUCCAUGGAAAUCUGACACAAAAGAUCUUACUAAGUCAAAAAAUCCUCCUGAAAGAAACGCACCCGAUCCUCCCGAACGUCGUCUGCUCAACAAACCAUCCAUCCUUCAAAAUGUUCAGGUGCCAAGGUCUAUCCUGACAGAUGCUGAAAGGACUUUGAGAGGAGUGCAGAACAAUAAAAAAGUCCUUGAGGAGAAUCUGGAAGCUGUUACUCAUGCAAAAGAUGGAGAUGCUGUGUAUUCUAUCAGUAACUCCUUGACUGCAAACAGAGAUGUCUUGGAAGAGCUUCGUAUCCGAAGGACUGUGGAUGAGUGGAUCAAGACAAUCAGUGAGGAAAUCCAGACUGAAAUGGCAAGAGAUGUUUCAGAACAAGGGAAAUAUGAUCAAAAAGCCCCAUGGAACAAGAAAGCCCAAAACCUCAAGGCUGUGAAGACCAAGACAGAAAUUAAAGAGAGAACUCAAAACAUCCAAGGAUGCUUGACAAAAAGGCCUUUGUCUGCAGCUAAGCCAUUGCAGAAGCAGGUGGAAGAUAACACAAGGAAACAGAGCUUUAGAACCUCCUCUUCUGAAAAUGUGCAGAGCAAAGAAAGAAGGACAGACGGAGCUGCAGGUGGAACUAUACUGGUCCAAAAUGAAGAUGAUCUAUCUCAAGUCUAUGGGAAACCCAUUUACCAGGGCCACCGUAGCACGCUUAAAAAAGGACCCUACCUGAGAUUCAACUCGCCCUCUCCCAAAUCUAAAUUUCCCAGACCCAAGCUGAUAGAGACUGUUAAAGGCACAAAGGUGAAGUCAGCAAAGACCCAGACCUCCUCUCACACGGAGAAGGUCAUCAGCAGCCCCCAGAAGAAGCAGGCUGUGUAUGCCCUUCCCCAGCAGCCAAACCAGUACCUCUUCAGCCCCAGCCAAGACGUCCCUGCUGCCUCUGGUCCUCUGGAAGGCCACCUCAUUCCCAUGGCUAUUCCACUAGGUCAAACCCAAAGCAGCAACUCAUUACUGCAGCCAGCUGUAGUGGUGAUAGAUAAACCACACCCUGUCACUGUUACAACCUCCCUUCCUCAGGUGCAACCAAAGCCUCCAGUCGAGGUGAAAAAACCAAAUAUAGCUAUAAUAGAUAUGAGAUCAGAGAAGAAGGACCCACCUCAGCUCUCUGUGCAGGUGUUACCAAAUGUUGAUAUUGACAGUGCUUCAAGUGCCAGUGAGAGUGUAAGUCACCUUCCUGCAGGCUCUGAUCCUCUGCUCCCUCCUGUCGAUGCUGUAAUACAGACUCCAGAAGAAGUGCGCAGUGAAGAGGAAGACACAAAGUUUCCAGGAAAUAACUUCAUUGAUGUUACUGAUGUCAUUCAGGAUCAGGAAGAGGAGAAGGAUGAAAUUCCAGAAUUCCUUGAGCCUCUUCUGGAGCUUAAUGGCCAGUUUAAAGUGGCCUCGCCGCCAUGCAAUGGUCCUUUGUUUCCUCCAGUGGCUUCUGCUCCUCAGCAGCCUGCUGAUAUUUUGGAAGAACGUAUUCAAAGGAGAGAAACCAUAGAAAACAAGUUGAUAAAUUGGGUGGAACAAGAGCUAAUGGCAAAAAUUAUCAGUGAGAUGUGCCCAGCUCAGAAAGAAACGGUGCCCAGCAUGAGCUCAGAGAGUGAAGACAGUGAGGUUGCAUCCCCUGACAUUGUUGAAGUCGCAGGUGGUGAAGGAUUUCAGCACUUUGUCAAUGCUGGUGUCCCCGUGGACUCAGAAAUGAUAACUAAUUUUGUAAAGGAGGCUAUCAGUGAGACCAUUGCAACCAUGCUGGGUGACAGUCAGGCUCAGACAACAGUUCCUGAUCCAAGUGUUCCUCCCAGCACAACCACAGUGAUGGAGGCUCCUGUGCCUACUCCAGUGCCAACACCCCAGGCCACACCACCACCAUCACCACCUUCAGAGAAAGAAUUGCCUCAGGUCAAAACUCCAGCUUCAUCUCCCUCUCCUCCAGAGACGAGCGGGGAUGUUCGUGAACGUGAAGAAACGAAAGGAACAGAUCUGAAAUUUGGCUUCCCACACGCAGGAGUUGAAGCUGAAGCUGCCACGGGCUGUGUUGUCACCCCUGUGGUCACCCCUGUCACCACACCUCCCCCAGCAGCCACCCCGAGCCCUCCUGCCUCAGAAUGGGGCUCCCAAGCUGAAAAAGGGGAAAACCCAAAGCUUCCAAACCCGUGGGAUGGUGCAGAACUUCCUCUGGAAGAAGAGAAGCCCAGUCCUGUCCCUGAAGAACCCUUCUGUCCCAGGGCUGUGGAGAUGUCAGUGGCCAAUGAUGAGGAGCCAGAAACCCUGGUUUUACCAUCUCAGCUGCCAGGGAGGCCCUUUGAGCCCCUUCCCUGCAGUGCCCAGGUGCCAUCACCCGUGCUCACGGUCAGCUCUGGGGUGUCCUCACAGGAGAGCAGCAUCACCCCCACCGAGACUGAGACCACGGACAGACCCCUCUCAGAAGGGGAGGUGCUCUUCACCUAUGGACAGCCUCUGCCUGCAGCAGCCUUAGCAGAAGGAGGAUUGUCUCUUCCAAACCUCGCUGAGAGCUUAUCCAGUACUCUCCGAGAUGCCAAUGAAAUGGAUUAUGAUCCUCCAAGUGAAGGGCAGGUGAUGAGGAAAACGGGUAAAGGCUGUCACACGGAUCCUGUCCUGACUAUUUUAACCAAAUUAAAUCAAGCACCUGUUUUUGCACAAGAAGGAAGAGACCACUUGGAGGAUUCUGAUGGCAGCGUUGGGGAGCUCAGUGAAGGUCAGAGACCGAGGCUGACCAGAGCACAGGAGAGAAUCCUGGUGGGAAAUUCCAUUUUUAUGGAGCAUCCAGCUGCUCAGAGCUCUGGGAACAGACCGCACCAGGGUCUCCGUUCUGCAUCCCCAGGGCAGCUUGUCCAAACUGGAGAAGUUCUCAGAGAUGCAGAUACAAGUCCCAGUCCAAUGCUUUUGGCUGAACUGGAGUCACAGCCAGGUUCAAAUCCUGCUCUGCCAGCAGCCCAGCCAAGCUGCAGAAUGACACCACUGCCAGAGGAUCUGUCCCAGGAGGAAAGCCAAGGAGCUGCACACGUUGAGACCGUGAGACCCCGAGUCAUCUUUGUGAGAAGGAAAUCUGAGGAGAUGCAGCAAGAAGGGUAUGUUCCUGUACCAAGCCCCUCCUCUGGUCUGAACACAGCAGCAGGGAUUUUCAGUGAAAUUCCAGCACCAGAUGGGUUUUUUGUGCAGAAAGGGGAAGAAAAACUUCUUCAAAGUGACGUGAUCACUACUGAAAGCAUUACUUCCUAUGGAGACUGUCAAGUAUUUAGAUUUUUUUGCUUGUCUUUAUCCAGAUUUUCUGGGGCUCAAAAGCAAAUAUUCCAAAAUCUCAUCUGAUUCCCUCUUCGAGUCUAGAUUUUAAAGGAUUCCAGAUGAUCUAAUUCAGUGCCCUGUCGCAUCCCUCUAAGUGUGUUCUGUAGUUCAACUUCAGGGUAAUGCCAAAAUGAAGCCUGGUGUUUCAGUCACACGUGGGGGCUGUGAUGUGAAAGUAUUGAGGGAGCAGUGUCUUUUUCAUGGAGAUGAGCUGAAAACCCGUGGCACUGCUGCACAGAGCACCCAAAGG